UUCGCGUGCUACCAGAACUUAAGUUCCCCCCCAAAUUGCCUGCUAUAUCCCCAGAAGCCUCGGAUACUAUAAUAUAAUUACACCGAUAUCCCCAGCACGGCAAGAAGAAAUACUAAGGCUACACUUUCCCAUCGCGUCGUACCUUUGUCUGGUUUUUGAAACUUUGACAAUGAAACAGAGCAAGAAUCAAUUGAGGAGGGCACGGCGAAAGGCCCUCAAGUCCCAGGGCUCUGAUACAACGCUGGGGUCCCCAGAUACUAAAUCUAAUGCAACGAUAUCAGCGCAACCUGGGACCGACCUUACCGAUUCUCAUUCCAUUAUCUCCCUAGACCUCGAUGAUCCCCUAUGGAAAAUGUACAAGGAUAUCGCUAGCAAAUUCGAUGAGUCUGAAGAAGUCAAGACACCAGCAAUUGAAACUCAAAAACCCGAAGUCUACUUUGAUGAUGACGCUGAAAUACCUGAAGAAGAGGAGGAUAAAGUAUUCACAUUGUCGAAAAGGAAGCGCAAAGAACUGAAUAAGCUCUCAGUUGCAGAGCUCAAAGCGAUGGUUCGAAAACCAGAGCUAGUGGAUUGGACAGAUACUUCCGCACCUGAUGCACGACUUCUCGUUCACAUAAAAGCCUAUCGAAAUGUUGUCCCGGUGCCUUCUCACUGGUCAUUAAAGCGAGAAUACCUUUCGUCAAAGAGAGGAAUCGAGAAAGCGCCAUUUUCUCUGCCAAAGUUCAUACAAGAAACUGGAAUAACCGAAAUGCGUGACGCUGCUCUGGAAAAACAAGAACAAGCGUCGCUGAAGCAGAAGCAAAGGGAAAGAGUACAGCCAAAAAUGGGAAGGCUGGACAUUGACUACCAAAAGCUGUACGAGGCUUUCUUUCGGUUCCAGACUAAACCGGAACUCACGCGAUAUGGCGAGGUUUAUUAUGAGGGAAAAGAGUAUGAAACAAAUCUUCGACACUUGCGACCCGGAGAGCUUAGCCCGGAACUGAAAGAGGCCCUCAACAUGCCUCCCGGUGCCCCGCCUCCAUGGUUAAUUAACCAACAACGAUAUGGGCCGCCUCCUUCAUACCCAGCUUUGAAAAUUCCAGGUCUUAAUGCCCCCCCACCCCCUGGUGCCAUGUGGGGGUAUCACCCAGGCGGAUACGGAAAGCCUCCCGUUGAUGAGCAUAACAGACCUCUCUAUGGUGGAGAUAUAUUUGGCGUUUUGCAACCCCAGCAAAGUGUGCAACAAGGCGAGCCCGUGGAAAAAGAUCUCUGGGGAGAAUUACAGGCACCAGAAGUAUCUGACGAGGAAAGUGAGGAAGAGGAGGAAGAAAUUGAUGAGGAGGAUAUUGACACGGGAUUACAAACUCCAAGUGGAUUGGAAACUCCAAGUGGCCUGGUAUCAGCUGUUCCGUCAGAAUUUGCUGGCAUAGAAAAUGUCUCCGGGGAGUUUGAUGUGCGGAAGCAUUAUCGUGGAACCCAGACCGAGGAGUCUGUGGGCCACAGAAGCGCCUUCCAGGUUAUACCAGAACGACAGGCGCAGGUGCAGGGGUUCUUUGGAGGAGACAGAGUAUACGACUUGAAUGGAUCAUCAGGUAACUUACCGGUACUCGGAGUCGACGACCAAAACCGGAAGCGUAAAACGCCGGGUGAUGUUGAUGUAUCAAUGGACCCAGAUGAACUUCAGGGUAGUGAUGGAAUUAGCAAGGACAAUAUCCGAAGACUCUAUGAGUCUCAGCGACAACAGGAGAUGAAUCCCAAUUGGGAAUUUCAGGAAGACCUGUCCGAUAUGAUUGCGCACGAGAGCCGGAAGAAACUCAAACCAGAGAAACGGAGCAAACACUGAAGACUUUUCGCAGCCCUCAGUUUCGAUUAUCGAUUUAUACUGGUUAUCUGGGUUUCAAAGAUUAUGUACCAAUAAUUUGAAAUAAAAUGUAUCGGCUUUAUUCCUUUGGCCAUAUUUUC
Aspergillus ochraceoroseus IBT 24754 is the source of this 1941-nucleotide messenger RNA. RefSeq names its product U2 snRNP complex subunit CUS1. Gene Ontology annotation, biological process: mRNA splicing, via spliceosome. NCBI's taxonomy places the organism in Eukaryota, Fungi, Ascomycota, Eurotiomycetes, Eurotiales, Aspergillaceae. The transcript has 2 exons. Gene Ontology annotation, cellular component: precatalytic spliceosome; catalytic step 2 spliceosome; U2-type spliceosomal complex. The record is from RefSeq and is a predicted model, not a curated record. Bases 170 to 1822 code for a protein of 550 amino acids.